AUGACUUCAACUACUACUACAAACCCAAAACAUAAUCAUACAAACCAUACUCCCACCAUUCACCAUAGCCACCUCCAUAAUCAUCACAUACCAUCUUCAACCUUAUCAAAUGGUAAUACUACCACUACCACUACUACUAAUGUCAACAAUAAUAGCGGGUACUUGAAAGCUCUAAUACCUCCCUUAUCCAUUCGUACCAUUAUCGCUUGUUUAGCUUGGUACCUGGUUUCCUCAUUAACUUCUCAAUUAACAAAAUUAAUCUUAACAAGAUGUACAUAUCCUUUAUUCUUAGCUCAAUCUCAAUCAUUAAUUUGUACUUGUUUAGCCUUACUAUUCAUCCUAAUCAUCAAACAAUUCCCUCAAAUAUCAACCAUCUUCCCUCAAGGUUCUAUUCCUCAUGAUUUAUCAAAACCAAUCUUUAAUUUAUCAGUGUUUUUAAAAGUUUUACCAUUAGGUUUAUUUCAAUUUGUGGGAAGAUAUUUCUCCCUUAAUGCAACUUCAUUGAUUUCUUUAGCCACAGUUUCAUCUAUAAAAGCUUUAUCUCCAUUAUUAAUCGUAGCAGGAUAUAGAAUCAUUUAUAAUGUUAAAUUCCCCAUUAUAACUUAUUUAUCAUUAACUCCUUUAUUAAUUGGAGUAUUAUUAAUGAUAUUAUCUGAUUCAAUUAAAAAUCCCAAUUCAAAUUCAAAUCUUUUAACUAAUGAAAAAAAUGAAUUAAAUUCAAUUCAAAUUAAAGGUUUAAUCUUUUGUCUUAUAAGUACUAUAAUCUUUGCUGGUCAAAAUAUUUAUGGUAAACAAUUAAUGACAUGGGAUAAUACUUCAAGAAUCGUUAAUCCUGCUUCUUUGGUAUUGAAUACUGAAACUACAAGACCAAAUUCUCCCAUUUAUAAAAAUGGUAACAUGUCUCCUCCUGGUGAAAUAAAAUUACCCAUUGGUAAUAAUAAUAAUAAUCAUGAAAAUGGUAAUUCAUUCUUAAAUGGAGCUAAUAAUAUCUUAUCGAAAUUUGUAAGACAACGAAAUUAUACAAAUUCACUUGCAACUUUACCUUAUUCAACCUCCGAUUUGAAAUUAGAUGAAAAAUUCGAAUAUAGUAAUAAUUCAGUCAGUGUCACACCACCUAAAUCAACUCAUGAUUUAAGUCAAACUUAUAAUCAUACUGUACGACAAAGUAAUACCAGUGUGUAUAAUCCAUUUGCAUUCAUUAUUGAAAAGUUCGAAUUAGAUAAAGUCACCAAACCAGAUCAAAUCACCAUUAUUUUAUAUUGUUCAAUCAUUGGAUUUAUCUUCUCCUUCACUGGAUUUGUAUGGGAAGAAUUAAAUCCGUUACUUAAUGAAUUUAAUAAAUCAAUUACUGAAGUUACAUCUAUCGCUGCUACAAAUCAAUAUAAUUUCUUAUCGAUUUUAAGUUUAAUCGUAUUGGAUUCAUUAUCAUUUUUCAUUCAAACUUUAUUAUCCUUCCAUUUAUUAGGUUCAAUCCCUGCUUUAUCAUAUUCAAUUGCUUCUAUGAUGAAAAGAAUAGUUAUUAUUACAGUUAGUAUCGUAAUGGCUAUAGGUGCCACCACAGCAAUCCCAAUCCCACCACUUUCUUCUACAAAUCCGGAAGAUCCUCAACAAGAUCAAUCCCAAUCACCAUUACCACCUCCUCCUUCAACUCCUUCUGCAACCCAUACUGGUACUGAUAUAAAUUUUAGUAAUGUUACCAAUGAACAAUUCCUUGGAUUGUUGCUCAUUGGAAUUGGAUUAUAUUCUUAUGAUAGAUGGGGUUCACGAGGUUUAAAAGGUAGUGCUCGAACUUAA
This is a messenger RNA of Scheffersomyces coipomensis, 1794 nucleotides long. Its product is annotated as member of triose phosphate translocator family. The record is from RefSeq and is a predicted model, not a curated record. The transcript has a single exon. Lineage: Eukaryota; Fungi; Ascomycota; Pichiomycetes; Serinales; Debaryomycetaceae. Gene Ontology annotation, cellular component: endoplasmic reticulum; Golgi apparatus. Gene Ontology annotation, biological process: phosphoenolpyruvate transmembrane import into Golgi lumen. Bases 1 to 1794 code for a protein of 597 amino acids. Gene Ontology annotation, molecular function: antiporter activity; phosphoenolpyruvate transmembrane transporter activity.